CCUAACAAAAACGAGAACAUAAUUGAAGAAACCAAACCUCAAAGGGUAAGUUAAUGCCACAGUAUAUCGUCAAGCACAAGCACUCGCACUUAAAAGGUUGCUCAGCCAACGACUCCAAUAAGAAAAUGGUUACUUUAUCUCCCAAAUUAGUCACGAUAAUAACGCUCCUAAUCUCAUUCCCUCUCACCCGAUCAAUUUUUGACACCUCAUCACCCACUAUCGAACUUCCGAUUUCCACCCACUCUCCUCCCAUCACACUCUGCGUCUCCGACUUCGGUGCCACCGGAGAUGGUCUUACCUACGACACCGUCGCCAUUCAGUCGGCCAUCGACGCAUGUCCCUGCACAAUUCCAUGUCACGUGACGUUCCCACCUGGCACAUACUUAACCGCCACCAUACACCUGAAAUCCCGUGUGAUCCUGAACAUCGAAGAAGAUGCUGUGCUUCUGGGUGGCACGGAGAUAGAAGACUACCCAAAAGAGUCGUCUAGAUGGUACGUGGUGAUGGCGGAGAACGCGAUUGAUGUUGGGAUAACGGGGGGAGGAGUCAUAGAUGGUCAAGGGCUUAAGUUUGUUGUGAAAAAAAACGAGAAGAAAAAUGUGAUGGUGAGUUGGAACCAAACUGGUGCUUGCUCGGGUGAUGAGUGUAGGCCAAGAUUGGUGGGAUUUCUGAAUUGCAAGAACGUCAAUAUUUGGGGCGUUAGGUUAAGAGAGCCGGCUUACUGGUGUUUGCACAUAGUACGUUGUGAAAACACAUCAAUUCAUGAUAUUUCUAUUUAUGGAGACUUUAAUACACCUAACAAUGAUGGAAUAGAUAUCGAGGAUUCAAAUAACACUGUGAUUACAAGAUGCAAGAUUGAUACAGGAGAUGAUGCAAUCUGUCCGAAGACAUACACAGGCCCCCUCCAUAAUUUGACAGCUACAGAUUGUUGGAUCAGGACAAAAUCUUCUGCAAUCAAACUUGGUAGUGCUAGUUGGUAUGAUUUUAAGGGGCUGUUGUUUGACAAUAUCACUAUUGUGGAUUCUCAUAGGGGCCUAGGUCUGCAAAUUCGCGAUGGAGGAAAUGUAAGCGACAUUACCUUUUCCAACAUAAAUAUAAGCACAAGAUACUAUGAUCCAUCUUGGUGGGGGAGAGCAGAACCGAUAUAUGUAACAACUUGUCCGAGACACACUAACUCAACAGAAGGGUCAAUCUCUAAUUUACUCUUCAUCAACAUCACUGCAAAUUCUGAAAAUGGCAUUUUCUUAUCUGGUUCAAACCAUGGGCUACUAUGCAAUGUGAGAUUCAUUAACAUGAACCUCAGUUACAAAAGAUGGACAAAUUAUUCAGCUGGAUUGGUGGACUACAGACCAGGAUGCCAGGGACUUGUAAAUCACAGUGCAGCUGGGAUCAUCAUGGAACACAUACAAGGCUUUGAAGUUGAGAAUGUAAACAUGAGAUGGUACGAUGAUGAUGAAACAGAGAGAUGGAACAAUCCCCUGGACUUCAGACCUUCCACUGUAACUAAUAUUUCUUUGCUUAAUUUCCAUUCAGGUUUGUACAAACAAUGACAAAACAGAAAGAUGGCAGAGCAAGCUAUCCUGAGUGAUUGUUUUUCUUUUAUGGAAAUAAUGGAAUGGAGUGGAGCAAUCACAUUCUUUUCAGAAUGUUAGUUGCUAUAUUAAAAAUA
Messenger RNA from Mangifera indica (mango), 1669 nucleotides. RefSeq names its product exo-poly-alpha-D-galacturonosidase. NCBI's taxonomy places the organism in Eukaryota, Viridiplantae, Streptophyta, Magnoliopsida, Sapindales, Anacardiaceae. Gene Ontology annotation, molecular function: polygalacturonase activity. Gene Ontology annotation, biological process: carbohydrate metabolic process. Bases 54 to 1550 code for a protein of 498 amino acids. The record is from RefSeq and is a predicted model, not a curated record. The transcript has 3 exons.